This is a messenger RNA of Lutra lutra (Eurasian river otter), 1291 nucleotides long. RefSeq names its product protein FAM47E-like. The transcript has a single exon. Lineage: Eukaryota; Metazoa; Chordata; Mammalia; Carnivora; Mustelidae. The coding region runs from base 11 to 1291 and encodes 426 amino acids. The record is from RefSeq and is a predicted model, not a curated record.
CAGAGGUGCCAUGGCAGACAAAAAGUGGCUGUUAGGGCCUGGGCCACUGGAACCAAUGCCCCUGGGCAUGCACUGCAAGCCCUGGUACAAAGACAGGUUACCCUCCAAGUGUUUCCCAAAGCAUAAGAACAAGCUUCUGAAGUUCCCCACCUCCCUGGACAGCCGGCGGUGGAUAUUUGUGAAAGAGGGGCUGGACGACUUCAGGAGGGGAUGUCCACCGUGUGAAGACCUGAUCACUCGCGGCCCUAAAGAAGGCUUUCUUCCCAUGAUUGUUCACAGAGUUCCCAAACCUGCCCCCACAAAGAAAAAGCUGACCAAGGAAACAGACCUGUUGUCCACACUGUCGCCAGCCCAGCUAGCACGGAAGGCAUUUGUAGAGGACAUCGAAGCCCAUCUGACAGAGCAUCCCUUGGCUCUCUACCCAAAUCUGGAGAAAGAUAUACCUUCAGACCUCUUAUUAAAGGUGCUGGAAGUGCUCGAUCCUGACAAGAGGCUGAACGACACAUGGGCCUAUUGUCAGAAUGCGGAGAAAAGAAGGAAGACCCCCACAAAGCUUAGAAAGAAACGUCCUGCCAAACUCAAUCUGGAACUUCCCAAGAAGACUCCUGGGUCACAUCCAGACAAGUUGCCUCAUGAAGAAAGGAAGUCAAGCAUAAAUGAAGAUUUGCUCAAAACUCCUCCCCUUCAUAGAAAAAUACCAAAAGGAGUCCGGAAAUUCUGCAAAUGGGUUGCUACUUUUGGAGACUUGGGCAUUGAUGAAGAGUUCAUCAUGAAACAGUUUGACAUUGGCUAUGAAUGCAAACCAACCUAUGACAGGAGCCACACGAAGAAAGUAAACCAUGUUCCUUUGGACCUAAAGUAUAGAAAGGGGCGAGAUAAAAUGGAUGAUAUAAAAUUCUCCAUAUACUGGGAAAACUGGGAGAGGAAACUCCAAAAACCAAAGAAUCCUUAUAAACCCAACUGGGUGAAGGUGAGGUACGGAGCAUGGUACCUGAAGCCCAAGUUGUGGAAAAAGCUAAUAAAUGAUGAACCUUUGAUUGAUCCCAAGGUUUUACAUGAAGCUCCAGAUGGAAGAUACGGAAAGAAUUUUCCUCAACAGGAUAUUCUUGAAGAACUUUAUGGAACAAUUGCUUUUAAAGAUUUCAUUCUAUGCAAGGGCUACAGGAUGCCAGGCCUCCUUGAGAAGUUGUUUCUCAGGAAGGGAUGGAAAUAUGAUUCUGUUAGGACUCCUAUACAUCAAGUAAUAAAAAUAAACACAAAUGUAGAAGAAGAUGCACCUGAAGAUGUUUAA